Molecule: messenger RNA, 1011 nt
Organism: Naegleria fowleri
Lineage: Eukaryota; Heterolobosea; Eutetramitea; Acrasida; Naegleriidae
Exons: 1
Coding region: 1-1011 (336 amino acids)
Source: RefSeq, a predicted model, not a curated record
AUGAUGAGUAAACAUGGUGAUCAUGAUGAUUCCGAUCCAAACCAUCACCAUCAUUAUUAUAAUAAUAUCCCUUCGUCCGAUGAUGAAUUCUAUGAAUCCUCUCCAUGUUCUGGCUUGUGGGAUCAACUCUUACAAACUCAAUUUGCCAUCUUGUACUUUCCUUUUAAACAUGUAAGGAGUGGUUCGAACAAGAUCCAAUCGCUCGAGUUUUCCAAUCCCUUUCAACUCUGUAAAUAUUUGGCUCAACAUGUUGGAAAAUUCAAAGAAAUUACCAAAUUGCAAUUUGAAGUACUCAAUCCAAAGAAUGAUGAUCAACUUUGUCUAUUCUUUCGAACACAUUUGAAAGGAAAUAGCAAAGUUGGAAAAUCACAAAUGGCUCGAAUGAUUUCACAUGGACUUUCAGUGACUGAUGUUCCAAAAUAUGAACCUACGAGUGCUUUUAAAUUAUUGACUCGAUCCUACAAAUUGAAAUUGGAUGACAGCAAGUACUUGUUAGUGAAGGGUUCAAUUUUUGACAAUUCGGGAACCAAGACGGAAUUUUCAAGAAGAUCCAUCUUUUCACCCAAUGUGUAUGCUGGUAAGACAAGUGUAUUGUAUGUUUAUAAUGAUGAAAUGGAAUCGUUGGAAGGCAUUUCAGAAUGGGUAAAAGACACUUCUGUUCAUUUGACAGGUGGCAUUCGAGUUCAAUCCAACUCUAUCAUUGGCUCUAGAGACAAUUCUGUUUCUGAGAACAACCAAAAACCACCUCUCGAAUUAAUGGUCUUUAAUUUAUUCCCCACAUCUGAAAACAAGUCAACAUCUCGAAAAUCUUGGAAAAAACCAAAAAUUUCUCUCUUCACUCGAGUUCGAAAUUCCAAAACCAUUUCCAAUGCAUUACAGAAGGCAAAAGAACUUGGAAUGCCACUUGUCUAUUGCAGUGCUUGUAAUGAAGAAUAUGAAACGGUUAAAUUUGUGAAUGUCUUGUCGCAUGUGCUGCUAUGUAAGAUGUACGAUGUUUUGGGGGAGAACUAA